This is a messenger RNA of Neolamprologus brichardi, 5453 nucleotides long. Lineage: Eukaryota; Metazoa; Chordata; Actinopteri; Cichliformes; Cichlidae. The record is from RefSeq and is a predicted model, not a curated record.
CGAUGGCUUUCCUCUGCAGUGCCAUUUUUAGGGUUGGCACAGAACACAGCAUACUGUCCAGAGCAUGUAUUCACAGACUUGAGCUGCUGCCUUAGAAAUAUUCUAUCAUGGAGUGCAAGCUUAGAAGUGAUUUAGAUUGUGUGGUCACUCUUCCUCAUAAAAAAUUGGUACAGACCUGUCUCAGCACUGCUGCACUACGGCCUUUUUCCCUUUGCUAAAUAUCCGAGUACUGUGAUGAUCGCUUGGGUAGAAAUGUGAGUGAAUCUCUAAUCAGAUCGACCACAAAUAUUAUCCCCGUUUCAUUAACUCACUAUUAUUAGGCGCUAUAUUUCUCUGCCCUAUUUGUAGUCUAAUUUCUGUAAGUACCAAUAAACGUAGAUAAUAUAUCUGUGUAGAAACAACUUAAGCAUGCAGUGCAGCACCACUGUCAACACUUAAAUAGUCUCCCAGAGUUAGGAUGGAGAGAAUCAUCUUGAUGCUGUGUAAGACAAAAUGUCAUCCUGCAAAUUUGUUGAAGACUCGGUUAAAAAACGCUGGCCUGUAUAAUGACCUGUGACCUGACAGUCAAUGACCUGACUGUUUAAAAACUUGUAAACAUCUCUUUUUAUAGUAAGAAGCACUUGAGUAGAACCAAAACCUUGUUGUGUUCUAAAGAACAUUUUAAUUCAAGACAACAGAUAUAGACGGUGCCAAAUACUUAUUGUAUACUAAUUCUUUUCUUUCCGCUCCACUCAUUUUUAGUUGCAGCCCGAGUGCUGUCUAAAGGGCACCACGUUCUGCAUAAUGCUGAGCUGAGUGUGAGAAAGCCUGCCUCAAAGGACCCGCGCAAACUCCUGCUGCGGGGGAUCAACCCGAACACCGACACAGAGAUGAUAGAGCUCUACGUGGAGAACACAAUGGGACAGGAAGACUACUCUCUGUAUCCCUCACCGGGGAGAGAUUUGAUCCUCAUUCAGUUCUACGAACCGCUCGCAACAGAUUUCCAAACACUUAGCACACAAAUCUCUAAGAGGACACUUGAUGGGGCUCAAGUAACCGUGGAACAGGUUGAACAACCCGACUCAAUCUUAGUGGGGAAUCUGCACCCUGGAACCACUCCGGACCACGUCACUUUGUACUUUGAGAGCAGUCGCGGUGGGAACCAGGACGUAAAGGAGGUCAUCGUGCUGUCAGAGAGUACAGCAAAGGUGUCCUUCUGUAACUAUGAAUCUGUGGAUGCUGUCCUGGCUCUCUCACACAAACUUGAGGGUGCUGAGCUCUCAGUGAAGCCCUACUUCGAUUUUCUUGUACCUGUAGAAAGUAAAACAUCGCAAGAAGUUGAGACAAGCCAAGACACAACUGAGAACUCUGAGGAGGUGAAUGAUAUUGAGAUGCAGACGAGUCCUCCCACGGCAGCCAGUUCCAGCAAUCACCCUGCAAGUGAAAUGGCUUUGGAGCCCGUUGCUGCUCCACCUCCUCUACCAACAAAGGUAGAGGAGGUGGAGGUAGAGGAGGUGAAAGAAGAGGAGGCAGAGGAAGUCAUGGAGGAUCAAAGUGAUGAUUCAGAUACAAUAACAUGUCAUAUUGCUCUCACAGACCCAGGGAAACAUGCUUUGUUUCAGCAUAGUACCAUUCAAAGGGACAUCAAGAACACGAACCCGAAUGUUAUUAUCCAAACUAAAGACGAUGGUGUUUACAUCGAAGGACCUGAUAGAGCACAGGCAGAGCAGGUUAAACAAACCAUCAUGGACUUUCUCUGUAACAUAGCAGAGGCUCAUUUCACACUUGAGCUGGAAAAGGCUCAAUUUCUUGCCAGAAAAGAUGUAAAGGAACGGCUUCUACAAGCCAUGACACAAAGUGGCUCGUCUACUCUGUACACCGUAUCAGACUCUAAUAUUACCGUAACGUCUCUAGCCCAGGACUCGGCUAAAAAGGCGUGCAGCUUUUUAAAAUCCCAAGUGUGUUACUUCAGCAUGCUGGCGGACCAGGAAAAUGAGUGCAUGCUGUAUUGCAGAGAGUGGUCAGAGUUCCUGCAGACUCUGAGUUUCUGCUCUGUAAAGGUGUCAGAACGAGGAGGGAAUAUUGAUGUUUGGACUCUGACGGGGAUGGAGAAUGAGAAGCAGGCCGCCAUCAUGCAGUUUCUGACCACACCUAUUGAAAGGGAGACGGUCAUCUCUAUGGAGCCGGGCGUGCUGAAGUACAUUCAGAUCCACUGUCAUCAGCUCUUGGCUGACAUGGACCAAGUGUCUAUUUUUCCACUAGAGGCCGAGGAUAAUUGUGGCUUAAAGAUCCACGGCCACGUUGUUGCUUGCCAAAUGGCAGAGGAGGUGCUGCAAGGUGUAGUUUCUUCAAUCUGCACUAGAACCAUCACAGCAAACACUCCAGGAGUGGCCCGGUUUUUAGGUGAAAAGGAGUGUCAGAGCAUUCUGAAUGAGAUGGAGGCAAAGUUUUGUGUCUACAUCAGCCCCAAAUAUGUGCCCUGGAAGCCCCUGCCUCACCAGGACAUCUUUGAAGCUGCGUGGCAGAUGAUGUUUCACAAAAACUUCCCGAAAAUGUCUGCACAGGAGUUGAAGUCAGAUUCAAUGCAAAUUGAUGCUUCAAAUGGAGGUCUUUUAGAGGAGGCGAAGAAAAUCGUCUCGGCUAUUGAUGAGAGACUGGUGCACAGUGUGCCCACUUCAGACCAGCAGGAAAACAUGGAUAACGUAGACCUGUACACGGCGUCAGAUGACCCAAGCAGCCUGAUGGACCAGGAUUCUGAUGUGACAGCUGUUGACUCGGAUCAGAACACUGCGAGCGGCUUAUUAUUCAAUAAUGGAGCUCUGGGCCAUUCUAGCGAUCUGGAGGAAGAGGCCCAGCUGUCUUUAGCUAUCCAGUACUCCAUGGAGUCGAGCCACUGGACCCCGGAGGACGAAGAGGAGCAGCUGCAGAAAGCCUUGGAGUUGUCCAGGAAUAUGAGCCAGAAAGAAAGCUCUUCUAAUGGGGCUGAUGAGACACCCCAGGUGCACCAGCCAAAGAAGGCUAAUAUCAAUAUUCCCCUGAAAGAUGCAAUCGAAGCAGCCAACACCAUCCAGUUAUUUGUGUUUGCAGGCUAUAACUGUGACUUGAUUCGGGUGGACAUAGCCUUUGGUAAGAAGGUGAGCCAGAGACAGGUUGAGGAGAAAAUAGAGCACAGGAACUUGAGGAAUAUGUCAGAGUACUACAAGACAUGUCUGGACGUUAUCAAGAGGAAACAUGCAGUUGAGAUCCAGAUUCAAGGGACCAUAAUCACCGUAUCUGGUUUCAAAGACUUUGUGAUGGGAGCUGUGUGUGAUGUUAAGCUGCUUCUGGAGAAAAUCUCCAAUUCUGUAUCAGAACGGGAAAUCCUGAAUACUGUGCAGUGGUUGUGGCACGACCCAAUCUCCUCCGUCACUGCUCCUUAUUCUCCCGAAGCCACAGUGUUCAUUGAGAAUGCCUUUAGAAAUAAGCUGAAGAAGGUUGACAUCUUGCUAGACAAUCAGCCGCACACAAUCAACUUUGAGAAGAUGCAAGAACACAACAUCGCUUCGGGGAAAUCAGCGCAGAUCUCCAGGAAGUUGCUCGAAUUAGACGAUUUAGGUGACAGUGUACAAGAAGACGACUACUCCGUGCUAUCAAACUUCCCUGAAGCAACCAAAGUGGACGAGGAAUCUGAUGAAUUCCAGAACGUGGUGAAGCAAUUCUACGAGACCAUUCAGGAAUACCACAGCAAAAUCCGAAUCAUACAGGUUGAGAAGCUCAUGAACAAGCUGUUGUACAAUCAGUACAAGCUUAAGAAGGCCAGCGUAUUGCAGCGCGCCACCUACCCGCAGAUCGAGCGCACCCUGUACCACGGCACGAGCGAGAGCAGCGUCAAGGAGAUAUGCAUCCAUGGCUUCAACAGAAGCUUCUGUGGAAAGAAUGCCACCGUCUACGGUCAGGGGGUCUAUUUUGCUGUGAACUCGGCUCUAUCGGUCCAGGAUCAGUAUUCCCCCCCAAACGCGGAUGGAUACAAGUUUAUUUUUGUGUCCAAAGUUCUAACGGGAGACUACACCAAAGGCUGCCAUUCGAUAAAGACGGCCCCGCUGAAGGAGACAGGAGAUAUCCCCCUCAGAUACGACAGUGUGACUGAUAACAUUACCAAGCCGUCGAUGUUUGUCAUUUUCAACGACACACAAGCUUUUCCAGAAUAUCUCAUCACAUGCCAGAGAAUCCACCGCUGAGGAGAAUGGAUUAGACGCCGGCGAUGAAAUUUAGAGAGAGAGCAGACUGCUGAUGCUUUAAUGUUUCUGCCUUCAGUUUAAAAAGCAAUUUUGGUUUAUAAAGGGCUAAGGUGUAAUCAUUUGAUCAGCCGUAAUCAAACCCAUGAAGUGCUUCUCUGUUGAUUGUUUCCCCUCUUUGAUUUCCUCACUAUGUUGUAAUGUUAUUAAAAGGAAUCAAGCGACUGAACCCAACAAGCCAGUUUUCAUUCAGUAACCUUAAACAUGCCCUUUCAGCACAUUUACAGCUCAUUGUUCCGCAGCUUUACAUAGACAGCACUUAUUGUGUGACAUUUGACUUGUAAUAGUCGAUUUGGUUCUCACUGGCAUCACUCCCACACUCCAGUUAAUAUUAGCCUGGCUUUUCCUCUGUUAAUGUCAUUGUAUUCCUAUAAGUGGAAGACACGUUUUUGCUGACAGUACUACAUGCACCCCCGUCUGCCUGCUUCUAUCAGUAUGAGGUUAUUGUGAAUGAGUCACAUCUGAUAGUACAAGAAUAUGACCCCUAUUUAGUUUUAUGUUUGGGUUAAGUUAUUUGAGGUUUUUUUUUUCUUUCUUUUGGCUGUGCAAGAAUAAAACUUAAGUGUGGGUAAAAUAAGAGCAAAAAAAAGAAAAGUAGAGGUGUGUGGUCCACUGCUCUACAGCUGGACGCCAGUGAUCUUCACGUACAGGUGGGCUUCGGUUGAAAACAUUUAUUCUUUGUCAAAUUAAAAAUAAAUCUGUCUUGUUUUGAGUCUCGUGAUCUAUGUUCUGUCUUAAAAAUUUAAAGCCGUAUAUCCAUCACAGCUGUUGCACACGCCAUGGACUGUGUGCUGCUGUUUUUCUGAACCAAAAUGAUCUGUGAGCUCCAGUAUGUGUGUUGCACAACAUGUGAUAGUUCUUGAUUGUCUUCUCUCUACUUCUGCUGAUCCUUGUUUAAUGAAGUGAGCACAGACAGCCUGAUUUUAAUUACAGUGCCUUCAUUUUUCCAAGUGCUCUCAUAAGAAGUCCAUCCAUUCAUCCAUUCUCUUCUGCUUAUCCUUAUCUGAUCAAUUCUUGGAUUUUAAUUAAGUCCUGGAAGGUUUUGGCCCUGGGUUUUUGCUGUGUUUAAUUUAGAUAGACUUACAGUUACUACAAAAGUCUUUUGUUUUUAGCAUCAUGUUUGUUGUUUUUAAUGAAGAAUAUUUAGUUUUAAGAGAACUCCACUUCAUUUAUACGAAAAAUAAAACUUUAAAUGAGAAA